GGGGCCAACUCAUUACGUUCGAACGUCAGUAGUUGAAACAAGGACGCGUUACGUGCAGAAUAGCCAGCGCGCAGCCAGAGAAAAUAUAAAUCGCACAAAUCGCCCAGCGCGUUGCAUUAAGCGGAUAAAGCUAAAAAAUAAAUAGAAAUACAGCAAUAAAAAUGCAGGAAAAUUCAGCUGCUUAAGUGCUUUAGUGCUCUAGUGCCCGAGUGUUUUGUGCUUUUCCCCAAAGGAAAAUUGUGCCGAAUCAGCAGAUAGUCGUUACGUAUACGCAACGUGUGCGGAGUGUUGUUUUAUUGAUUGCCCAGCAGCAGAGCCACACUUAAACCACAACGAAAAUGCUGAUGAAACAGUGAAGAUUUAAAGAGCAGCCUCCCUUCCGAGGCUCGAGCAGUGAAAUGCGUGCAGCUGACAGUCAAGGUCGCCGACGCCUCAUGUCACCCACAAAAACAUAGGGAUCUGCAGAAAAAAACAAUUCUAAUAAAAGCAAGCGAAGCAUCUUUCAAGUCAUCAGCAGCUCAUCAACUAAGCGAACUUAAAAUGCCCAGGAUGGGGAGACGUCACAAACACUGCCAUCAUCGGUUGUGCGCUUCAUCUUCAUCUCCGCUGCAGCGGCUGGUGGAACUGCAGCUCCUUCUGCCGGCGCUCCUCGUCGUCCUGCUAGCCACCACCCUAGGACUCGCCUGCCGCGUCUCCGAGUUCUCCUGCAAGGGCAGCGGGAACAGCGGCACCAUCUGCGUGCCUCUGGACAAAUACUGCGACGGACGCAGCGAUUGCGCCGAUGGCAGCGAUGAGCCCAAACAUUGCUCAGUCUGCAAUCGUACAUAUUAUGGCGAUAUCGGACGCACCUAUGCCAUAAAAGUGCCAACGCCACAGUGGAAUAAAUUGCCCUUCCUCUGUCACUUGACAUUCACAGCAUCCGGUCAUGAUCAAGGCGACAUUGUUCAGAUCAUCUUUGAUGGCUUCACGGUGGGAAGGUUCGACGAGGGCAUGGUCGACACGGAUGUGGAUGGUUAUGAAACGAACCUCAGUCCCACGGGCGAGUUGCCAGGAUGUCCCGAGGGUUUCAUGCAGCUCAGCGAAUUGGGACGCCCAUUCACCGGCGGCUCCUGGUGCGGCAAGGCCACCGGACCGCAAUUGUACUUCAGCGAAACAUCCACGGUGACAGCCUCGGUGAAGGUAUUUCAUCCGCCACGCAAUAUCCGAGACGAGAAGCCCUUUGAGUUCAGCAUAAGAUAUAAAUUUAUAAGCCAGUCGGAUGCAGUUGUGAGAUACGGCCUGCCCGAUAAGCCGCUCGAAUUGGGCCGUGUGACACCCGGCACCUAUUGUACCAGGCAAUUCGACGAGUGCUAUCGGAACAAGUGUCGCCUGCAAAGUCCGAAUUAUCCUGGCAUGUAUCCGAGGAACGUAACCUGCUACUGGACGAUCCGGCAGAAGGAAGUCCCGACCAGCAAGCACGCCAUGAUUGCAGUUAGCCAGGAAAAUCAGCACAAGGCCUUGGUAAAGCGCUCAAUAGCCAGCUUUAAUAAAACCUCCCGGUCCAUUCGAGCCUGGUCGGACUGUACAGGUGAACGGGACCAUUUAAUUUUCUACGACGGCAGCUCCACCAACGACCCUGUUUUGGCCAAGUACUGCGGAGGAGAUUGGUUGCCACGCGUCGUUUCACGCGGUCCUGAGAUGCUGGUGGCCUUCCACUCCAGCCCCUUCUCUGCGCCCCUGCAGCAGGGGAUUCCGAAUCGAGGCUUCGAGCUGGACGUGGACAUACUCUUCACCGACUCCGACUCAUUUGACUUCGCGCAGGGCACCAAGAACCUGUGCGAGUUCCACAUAAAUGCCUCGAAUCCAGAUGAUGUGCUAUUCUCGCGCCGCGGCCGCAUGGGACGCAUUGUGAGUCCGCGUCACACGCUUCCGCCGAAUACGACAUGCACGUACCACUUUCACGGAUAUCCUGGUGACCUGAUUUGGUUAUCGUUCACCAGCUACAAUCUGCAGAUCCUGCAGCAGGCGAUACACGACAACAAUACGCUGGGACGGAGCGAUCUGCCGCCGUGGAUAACGCGCCUGAGGAUGUGGGACAGCUAUGGUACGUAUGUGCCCAUGAAAUCGACAAGUUCCACCACCGGCCAGCCGCCCCCUCCACCGCCCGUCGCCUCCUCGGCGGACGGGGGCAAGCCCACCCUCUUGAACCAGAGCAACUACGGCAGCUACUACUACAGCGCCAGCAAUCCGAAGCUGAACCGGAACCUGCGGGUGAACAUCGACAACGCCUGGAAUCCGGUGGACACCUACAUCUACGGCCCCACGCAGUCGAGUGUCUUCAACCAGGAGAACAAGUACAGCGGCUACCAGGGAGGCGGGCCUGGCGGAGCAUCCACCAGCUCCACUGGCUCCGGUAAGCCCCUUUCCGGGGUCAAGGACAGCCUCAACUACAUUUCCAGCGGCAAGUCCUCCAAGGAGGUCUCCGCAGCCGCGGUCGUCAGCUCGGACCGAAACAGCGCAGUGGCGCUGAUGAGCACCAAGGGGAAGCGACGACUCAUGCUGGAGAUCUACGACUACGAAACGCCGAAGCUGUGCGAUCACACUGCCAUCGGAAGUGGAGUGAGCGGAAGUAGUGCCGUGAUGGGCGGCAAUAAGCAGAGGCCCUGCAGUCCGCUGGAGAGCUACGUGAGCACCGGAAGGGAUUUGAAACUGGAGUUCCACACGCACACGGGCACCGCCUUAUUCCCAGCACAGUUUGCGCUGAACUACGAGUUUGUGGACACGGAGCAGGGUGGCGAGACCUGGGCGGGAAGACGUGGAGAGGAUCCGGUGCCGCCACUCUGCUCGAGAAUUUUCAAGAAGCGCAAGGGCAACAUCCAGGUUCCCAGGAAUGUGUUCCUUUACGGACGAGGUGGAGCCAAGAACAUCACCUGCUUGUACCGCUUUGAGGCGGGUCCUUCGGAGAGGGUGAAGCUGGUGCUGCACAACGUGUCCUUUGGAGAAGGUACAGCCUGCACUACGGACUCGGAUCUGCAUACAGGCAGACCUCGCUGCAAUCAACUGGAUCCCGAGGGCCGCAUCACGGAGCUGCGACUGUUCGAUGUUCCAUUUAGGGACGUGAAAAUCCAGCUGGGCUGCUUCUGCGAUAACUCCAGUGCCUUGUACAGCAACGCACCGCUUACCUUCGUUUCCCAUUCGAGGAUAAUGGAGCUCUCCUUCACGGUCACAAGAUUGAAUAUAUCGGAGGACUUUGCGGAUGUAUUCUUCUCCGCUUCCUACGAAUUCAAGAGGCAACCGGACUGCAGAAAGCAGUUGAAACUUAAAGGAGCCGGAGGGGAGGACGAACUCAAGUAUCCUUUAAAGACUCAGGACGCCAGUUGCGAAGGCCUGGCCUGGUACAUCGAAGCCCAAUCGGCCGAGAGGUCGCUCUUCGUGCAGACCUGGGGUGCCUAUCUGCCCGUGGAUCCCACCUCCGAGGACGCCAUGCGAUGCCACACCAAGAACCGCCUGAUGAUAUACUCCGGACGACCCCUGCGACCCAUGAGGGUGGUGUGCCCGGCCCAAAGUGGUCCGCGGCCAAUGUCGCUGCACAUCUUCUCCGAGGACUGGACCAAUGGCCAGCCCUUGUUCAUGAACAAACCAAUCAGCCUGGUGCUGGAGCCAAUCCUGAAGGAGCCCGGCGACAUCUCCUUCACGUGGCUCGAGAUCCACCGCACCAAGAACGCGCUCCUCCAGCAGUUGGACCUGCAUGUGAACGCGAGCGUGACCACGGGCAUGGGCUCCCAGACCUCCUCCCAAUCCGCAGCGGGCUCCAACACGGGGAUUGGGGGGCUGGGCACCAGUGGGUCAGGAUCUGCAGCCAACGCCGGAGGCUCUGCAGGCGGAGCAACGGCCAACGAGACGCUGAACGAGUUCGGCUUCUUUCCCAAGGAUUCCGACUGCGAAUACAAAUGUCCUGAAAUUGAUGCAUGCAUUGCGGCCAGCCUGUGGUGCGAUGGCCACCACAACUGUCCCAGCGGGUUCGAUGAGUCGGAGGAGGAGUGCGGCACCGCUCGCAAGUUGCUGGAACUGCCGGGCGGAGUUUUCGCCGCUCUUGGAUGCAUUGCAGCAGCCCUGACCGCCUGCCUGAUAUUCUGCAUGUUCGGGCUGAUGAGGAAGCGGAAAAAGUCGGUGGUGCAGAAGGGCGCCGGAGUGGGCGGCAUGGGCGGCAUGGGCGGAAUGGGCGUGGGCGGGAUGGGCGUGGGCAUCGGGUUCAUGAACGGAGCCAGCAACGGCAACGUGUCAGCCGCCAGCAUCGGCACCCUGAAGAAGGACUUCAAGAAGGAGGCGCUGUACAUCGAUCCGGCCUCCUGACACGGACUACAGCCGGUCGAAUAUAUCCACGUGGACCGGGAGACCACCGUGUGAUAUGUUGCCGCCGGCUGUGGCAUCCCCUAUGAUCAUGUGGAGCUUUCCAUGGAGCUGGCCUGACCGAUGGAUCAGUCCGCUGAUCCCGUUCAAAAUCUGGCCUGGAGAUUUUAAAGAUACAGAGUCGUCGCCUGGAGGUAUGAGAACACUAAAUGAAACUACAUUUUAAGCCGAUAACUUUUUCUAAACGCUUCUGGGAGGAACAAAAUGCGCAUUAGCGAACUUGUGUGUAUGUAGUCAUAAGGAAAAUAGUGGUAUUGAGUUAAUUAUGUUUUUUAUUGUGUAUUUAUUGUUUCUUUUUAAUCUAAAUAAUUAAAAAAACAUUGAAGGAGUCAGGACUGGGCACUGUAUGAACUUAUUUAAGGCAUAACUUUGCAGAGAGGGUUUUUAAGUUUUGACAUAAACUAAAUUCAAAAACAUCGAACUUUAUGUUUGAAUCUUUCAAUAUCAGAAAAUGAACUUUUGAAUUCAAGCUAAAAAUCUUUAUAAUUGCAUACAUCAGAGGUUUCCAAAUUAAAAUCAAGAAGUACAUGUUACACCGAUAAUAAAAAUAGAAAAGUCCAAUCAUAAGGAGCAUGCAUAUUAAACAAUAAAGUCGCACACAACUUUUAAAAACUUAAAAUGUUCGAGUAAUAUGAAUUUACUUAUCGACAUAUGGUAGCCCGUCUGGACCUUUACAAAAUUAUUUCAAUUCCAUUAAGAAAGUUAACAACCCUUUAUUUCAUAAGACUACAUACGCAGCACAAGGGAAAUACAACUAUUGUAAAUUAGGUACCUUUAAACCAGUUAGAUCAGCUAGAGAGCAACAAUUCGUGGGCGGUUCGUAGAUGACUUCGGCAUAUUUACCACAUAGCACAUAGCACCCAUUAAAGGACAUUUAGCAACUAAAUGGAAGAUCAUGAAUUACAAUGAAAUUGUACAGAAGAGCAACUCAAAGAGCAGAUCCCUAAGCGUAGGGCCCAUCUGGCAUUAUUUUUAAGCGUCUAGACUAGGCAUAAAUCUGUUAGCAGCAUUUGGAAAGGAGUGGGGAAGGUCGAGGGUAAUCUCUACAGUGUUGUGAUCUACGGCAUGCACAUACUGAACUAUGUUUAAACACUAUGUUUAAAGUCGAAGCAUUUACAUGGCGAGUACUCACAACCGGAGGCGUAUAUUGUAUAGGUACUAGCUAAAUAGUCAACUAAGAGGGCAGCACUUUUCUGUUAUUAUCGUACAGCACAAACAUAAGCAAAGGACAUCACCUAGUGGUUUAUUAUAUACAAGUCGAAACGGAAAGUUAAUUAAUGCAAUUGUUAUUAAUGAAUUAAGUAGAGCUCCAACCCAGAGAUAUGUUCACUGCACCUUAAUCGAGAGAACUGCCAAAGGAUUAUUCAAAAAACAAUCAAUGUAAAUAUUUCUGUCGAGCAAUUAGUUGGUUUGCGUCAGCAUUUAUGUUCGUACUUUGAACACAAACCGAUUCCCCUAAGUAGCUGCAGUGAGUAUAUUCCUAAAGUUAAUAGACUUUGUAAAAACUACAUGCAAAGAAUAAUAAUAACUGUAUGCAAAACUACCAUUUAGGACACGGCUCAUAACCCAUAUAAACAAUCAAACUUUUGGCAGUUGCAGUAGGAUUAAGCAAACAACACCAAGAAGAAGCGAAAAAAGGACAUUGGUACUUUAUUUUAUAGACACUGAACUAGGGCAAAAAUUAUAAAACUGAAUACUGAGAGCAAAGCAAAUACUGGGUGCAAUGGGAAUUUUAAAAAUUUAAAAACCUCUGCCCAUGCAGGCAGAGUCCACAUCCAUAAAAACCCAUUAAAAUUUCAACUGCAAUCAAACUUUGCCGAAAACCAAGUGUAUAAAAAAUAUAUGAUUUAGCCAGCAUAAAAAGUAAAUGGAGAUAUAUACAUAAAUUAAAUCAAAUAUUUUCGGUUGGCAUUUUUUGAUAGCAAAUAACCUAAAUAUUUAUAGAUAAAAAGA
Molecule: messenger RNA, 6342 nt
Organism: Drosophila erecta
Lineage: Eukaryota; Metazoa; Arthropoda; Insecta; Diptera; Drosophilidae
Exons: 14
Coding region: 541-4332 (1263 amino acids)
Cellular component (GO): plasma membrane
Molecular function (GO): protein binding
Source: RefSeq, a predicted model, not a curated record